GUUACCGAUCCUGUGGAAGUAGCACCCCAGAUGAGUUCCCUACAGACAUUCCUGGCACCAAAGGGAACUUCAAACUUGUCAGGCAUGUCUCUUUUGUGGAUUGUCCGGGCCAUGAUAUUUUGAUGGCUACUAUGUUGAACGGUGCAGCAGUAAUGGAUGCAGCUUUACUGUUGAUAGCUGGUAAUGAGUCAUGCCCUCAACCCCAGACCUCAGAACAUCUAGCUGCUAUAGAAAUCAUGAAACUGAAACACAUUUUGAUUCUACAGAAUAAGAUUGAUUUGGUGAAGGAGAGCCAGGCUAAAGAACAGUAUGAACAGAUUCUUGCAUUUGUACAAGGUACAGUUGCAGAAGGAGCUCCAAUAAUUCCGAUCUCAGCACAGCUGAAAUACAACAUUGAGGUAGUUUGUGAGUAUAUAGUGAAGAAAAUCCCGGUCCCUUUGCGAGACUUCACAUCCGAACCAAGGCUUAUUGUAAUUCGGUCUUUUGAUGUCAACAAACCUGGCUGUGAAGUUGAUGACCUUAAGGGAGGUGUAGCUGGUGGCAGUAUUCUAAAGGGUGUUUUAAAGGUGGGUCAGGAAAUUGAGGUCCGGCCUGGUAUCGUGUCCAAGGACAGUGAAGGAAAACUCAUGUGCAAGCCGAUCUUUUCCAAAAUCGUGUCACUCUUUGCCGAACACAAUGAUCUACAAUAUGCUGCUCCGGGGGGUCUUAUAGGUGUUGGAACUAAGAUUGAUCCAACUUUGUGUCGGGCUGACCGCAUGGUAGGCCAAGUUCUUGGUGCAGUUGGAGCACUGCCGGAAAUAUUUACAGAGCUAGAAAUUUCCUAUUUCUUGCUGAGACGACUAUUAGGUGUGCGCACUGAAGGAGACAAGAAAGCUGCGAAGGUGCAAAAAUUAUCGAAGAAUGAAGUUUUAAUGGUAAACAUAGGAUCCUUAUCUACUGGAGGGAGAGUCAGUGCAGUAAAGGCUGAUUUGGGGAAGAUUGUGCUAACUAACCCAGUAUGCACAGAAGUGGGAGAAAAAAUUGCCCUGAGUCGAAGAGUUGAGAAACACUGGCGUUUAAUUGGUUGGGGUCAAAUCAGAAGAGGAGUGACAAUCAAGCCGACUGUUGAUGAUGACUGAAGAACAAAAGAAAGUGCUUCAUUUUUAAAGAUGAAGUGCCUGUUUCUAUUUUGGAAGGGGUAUAUUUUCAGUGGAAUUGGAAGCUGUGCAAACAUUAUCUUUGAGUUGUAUGGCUGUCCUUGUACAUUUUAUUGAAUUGUACCCUCUUACUAAAAUACUAGUCAUUAUCACCAUUAAAAGUGUAAAAGCAUUGGCGUAGGAGUGGGUUUAAUUAUCCACAUUUUAGUAGAAAUUAAUUGUACAUGUCUCAUGGCAUGUCUAAUUUAUGUUAUUUUGUGUUUCAGAUAUAUCUGUUUAAUAUCAGUCAAGCCAGCCCCAGUGUAACACACAAACCAUAAAUCUGGUAUUGAAAUAAAAUAUUGCUUAUUUUCAUUAAUUCAUACAAUUUUUCUGAGUAACAGAAGACUGCAGUGAUUGUUCAACCAGUACAAGAAUUAAAAACAAAAAACCAAACUCUUCUUGAAGACUAGUACCCUUGCUGCACAACAGCUUGUUUUGGUUAGACAGCUGUUUACAACAAAAACUUUCUUUCCUAGUUUGUAUGGCUCUGACUGAGGAUCCUAGCUGUAUUACGCUUUGUAAUUAGGGUGGCAACAUUGACUGACAUAAACUUGUCACUUCCAGUAUUACAAGGAGUUUUGGUUAAACCCCCGAAGAAAAACUACAAGUAAACUGGAUCUGAACUGACACUACUGUUUUUGACCUUAUUUUAGAAUGGAUUUGUGAAAAGAACAUGAUUAGUUUGAAAUGUAGCUGUUUGUCCUUGUGGAACUGUGUGUGGGUGACCUGAAAGCUCUUUAUACAGUAGGAGUAGACUGUUUAUUUUGAAGUUGCAUUGAGCAAAUUUAGCUAUGAUCUUGAACCGUAAAAUAUCUGGGAAAGGCUGUAGAAAGGAAUGAUUGGGGGGCAGGGGGCAUUCAGAAUGAGAUGAGGGAAAAGGUGUAAAACUGCUUUUGCUUAGCUAGCCUGAAUCAUGCUCCUUAGGAGAAAACAUAAUGUAAUAAACUUACUGUUGAGCGCUAAUACUUUCAUCCGUUUAGGCUUAACUACUUCAUUUGUACUCAUGUACAUAGUUCUAGGUAUUUUAUAUACUAGACUAUUUAGCAAGUCGUGCUACUUUCCAUAUUUUUAUAUGAAGUACUGUGUUCAUUUUCAAAGCCUGCUUUCAGUUGUAUUUAAUAUCUUCAAGGGCAUUCUAAAGGUAAAUACUGUUUCACGCAUCAAAAUGGACUUUCAUGAAGCAACUUGAGUUUCGCUCCUGAUUUUGCAUUGUAUUUUGUGUUGCCUUACGCCAUCUACAUUCUUAUACUCAGUUCCUCCACUUGUAAAGUACUUCUACUUUGCGUGGUGUUGAGACUAAAUACAUUUAUUUUCUGUAGUGCUUCUCCUUUUUAAAAGCGAGAGUCAGCUAUAGUUCUUCCCGAUUCUCCUGAUACUUGACCAGUAUGCAAUCUUAAAUGUGUCUGUUUUAAAGACUGCAUCUUCCAUGCUUUGGAAAGCUCACUGCUGUAACUCUGAAUUCUAGGAACUUGGAUAAAUUUAUGUCUUACCUAGUUUGGGAGCAUGAGGGUGAGCACAACGGAGAAAGUAAGCUACCGCAGAGCGCUAGGAUGGCACCGGCACCAGGGUGAAACCUAGUCCAAAGAGUUCUGUCUAAGUGCACUGAAUGUAUGGGUCUAAUGAUACGGAAAUGCUGAAAUGCUUCUGACCAAUUGGUUAAGCACCCAUAGGCCUUUUUAGGCACCUAGGUAUUUUGGAGACUGGGCCUUAAUCUCUUGAUCUGCAUUGUCAAAAAUAAAAGUGCCAUAAUCUUUCCAAAACGCUUGGUGUGCUCCUUGGCUUGGAUGGGUAGUAAAUGCAGUGUUGUCCUAGUUGCUGGGUUUAGUAGCCAGCCUUGCAUCCUUCCAGCUAAAUAGCUGUAGGUCAGUACUUAAUUUAGGUCUAAAACAUGACUUGAUACUGCUGUAGUUGUUAGCAGAUUCAUUAAGUAGGUACAUGGUACCAGUAACAUUAAGAAAUGCUUUAUGGAAGUGUCUUGCUCCCUCUGAAGUACGAGGUAAUGCUUUGUUCGUCCGAUGGCGUGCAGUGAAGUGCCAGGGUAGUGAAUUUCGUUUCUGGCCCGUUCUUGCAUCAGCCUGCUUUCACAAUGGCUCUUCCAGUCUGGGCUAUGGUUUGGCUUUUUUAGCAGCUGCAGCCCUCUCCCAGGACAGUUGCUUGUAUUCUGAACUGUUCCCCACUUCCUUCUGAUGGUGGUAGGCUUGGGUUCGUUACUCGCGCGUGUAUGCUGUGUCGUGCAGAAAAGCGUUGCCAACUUGGGAUGGCUCUUGCAGAAGAGCGCGUCUGGCCCGGAGUCCGCUCCGAUCCUUCCCAAGAGAAGAAGGGAGGUCAGGAGCGUGUAGAGGUAGUCUGAGGUGUCAGCUGUGAUUUACAUGUGGCAUGAACAGCGUGCUGUAUGUCCUGUCGCAUUGUGGCAGGGGGGAGUGGAGGGGAGGUGUAAAGUGCAAAGUUCUUUUUUUGCCACCAAAAUGUUACGUUUCCUCUAACUGGAAAGCUUUGGCUCUGCCGGCACAACUAAAGAGUAAUGGGAAUGUUUUAAGACUUCAGUGAACACGUGAAGCACGCGACUGCAGCGUCAGAGAGUUGAGUACGGACGGUGUAAGUACAUUACAUGCUGACGCGCCCGUACCCGGCCUCUCUGCACUCGCUGAAUUGCGAUGCCCAGGUUUAGGUGAACGAUGGGAGAGAAAAAGAUGCCACGUAGGACUAAGGAAGUUGAAAAUCACUUAGAUUUUCUUGGCCAGGAUGGAAACAGUAACAGAUGACUUGCGAGCGCCCUCUCUUUACCGAGCAUUUGUUUCAAAGAUGAACUGAUGAUUUUUAUUUUUAUUUUUAUUUAACCCUUCAUAGGCCAGAUUGAGCUACUUGAACAUAGGUGUGCGGUUGCAUUUCAGGUGGGUUGGCCAGCCCAGGGCACGGGUGUGGAGCUGGCAGCUACCGUACUUGCCACAUUCUGGAGUGGUAGCUGGAUACCGUAGGGCAUCUGAGGUGGCCCCAGUACCUCCACUGAGGUAACUCGUUCUCUUCCAAUAAUCCGUCUGAUCUUGGUAAUUGGUUUCAGGAGGGUGCUGGGAUAGUGAGUGGUACCUCUUCGCUACCAGGAGGAAAGUGUAUCACCUUAAUAAAUGUUUUGCAAAAGGCUUCUGGUAUGUAAGAAACCUACUGGACCAGUGUAAGUUAACCGAACCACUGCCUCUUGUUUUGAUCAACCUGUGAUUGGUUCUGUAUUGAAAUCAGUAAGAGAGGCUGGCUGGCUGGCUGUUACACCAGGGUUUGGUAACGCUUGUCACUGGUUAGCUCAAAUUAAACAAGCUACUUCUCCAUCAUGUUUAUCUGUAUCGCAAAUACUGUACUGCCCUGCAAACCACUCGUGGUUAAAAUUCAAGUUGGUGACCUAGUCUAAGUACAUGAAAUUAGAUUUUAAGCAAGCAAAGGUGGACAAAACUUCAAGUAGUUUUUCACUUCAGCUUUUUGUAAAUGCCAAAGCGAUGGCUGCUGCUUCACUUGAUUUUAUGUGUGGAAAUGAAAUUAUUCUUAAUAGAAGCGGGUGCUAGUUUCCUGUUGUUUCCAAUGGAACUGAAGUCAGGUUUAAAACUGAACAGAAACUGUGGGAGGAAAGCGUGGCUGCUCUCCAAGGGCUGCAGGCAGCCGCUGGCCCAG
Messenger RNA from Egretta garzetta (little egret), 4835 nucleotides. It is a transcript of the gene EIF2S3, whose product is annotated as eukaryotic translation initiation factor 2 subunit gamma. Gene Ontology annotation, molecular function: GTPase activity; tRNA binding; GTP binding. The transcript has 9 exons. Gene Ontology annotation, biological process: positive regulation of translational fidelity; formation of translation preinitiation complex. NCBI's taxonomy places the organism in Eukaryota, Metazoa, Chordata, Aves, Pelecaniformes, Ardeidae. The coding region runs from base 123 to 1118 and encodes 331 amino acids. The record is from RefSeq and is a predicted model, not a curated record. Gene Ontology annotation, cellular component: eukaryotic translation initiation factor 2 complex; cytosol.